This is a messenger RNA of Paramecium tetraurelia, 720 nucleotides long. RefSeq lists its product as uncharacterized. The transcript is spliced from 7 exons. The record is from RefSeq and is a predicted model, not a curated record. NCBI's taxonomy places the organism in Eukaryota, Ciliophora, Oligohymenophorea, Peniculida, Parameciidae.
AUGAAGACUCUAAUACUUGUAGUAUUAAUUUGUUAUAGUGGCUCUUAAAUGUUAAGAGGUUCCCCAAAGUCUUUAAUUGAAGAAGAACAAGCAAUAUUUCAAAGUGAAUAAGAGGAUUAAAUGUUUUAUGUUGGGAAUAGUGAUGUUUCAGCAGAGACUCUUUAAGGCAAGGAGAACGUAAAUGCAGAAGCUAGUUUGGCAGUAUUCAAAAGUGACGAUACCCCAAUGGUGUACGUUGAAGAGUCAACAGAGUCAACCUAGAAUCAAAAUUUUGAGUAAUAGGAAUCAUUGCAAAUUGAGAAGGUGGAUGAUGAGAUCUAAGCAUAAGAAUUACCUGAAGCAACAAGUGAUUAAGCUAAUUUUGUGGAUAGAGCAAUUGUUUUGGACCCAGAAUAAGACUAAUAAUCAUCAUAGAAUAGCUAAACUGAUGUUGUUUUGAACAUAGCUCCUAAGACAGAGCAAACAAGAAACACAUUUAUGUUUAUAAUCCUUUUGGCUAAGAAACCGUUUGUUGGGAUUAAGUACCCACCCAUGCCAGUGACAAAGGAUCGUAAUUAUCUGUCAAACUCUGAAAGUCUGACUAUCAAAUUGCCUGCAUGGUCUGAGCAAAGUAAUCACAGAGUUGAAGAUGAUUUGGAAUUCUUCCAAUUUAUUAGACCAUCUGAUGUAUCAGUUAAUGAGUAUUGAAAGAACAUUAAUAUAUAAUUCAUAUUUUUUCAA